Molecule: messenger RNA, 3909 nt
Organism: Centropristis striata (black sea bass)
Lineage: Eukaryota; Metazoa; Chordata; Actinopteri; Perciformes; Serranidae
Gene: gc2
Product: guanylyl cyclase 2
Exons: 23
Coding region: 1-3411 (1136 amino acids)
Biological process (GO): intracellular signal transduction; protein phosphorylation; cGMP biosynthetic process
Molecular function (GO): guanylate cyclase activity; ATP binding; peptide receptor activity
Source: RefSeq, a predicted model, not a curated record
AUGUUCCAGGUUCUUCCGGAGGUUUUAAACCUUGAGAUGCAACCACAGCGCCGUCCCUUCACCUUCUACUUACCUCAAACAUGGAAGCAGACACCAGAAAAAGCUGCUGACGUCUUCUCUCCUGCUGCAUCCCAGAUCUCACCCAUUUCCCGCCUCGUUCCUCUGCACCCUUCGUCCCUCCUCGGCCUCCUGAGGUUCCUCCUGGUCCUCCUGGUUUACCUGUGUUUGCUGACCAGCCCGGCACAGGCAGCCUGGUAUCGGGUCGGGGUGGUGGGGCCUUGGGGGUGCGACCCUCUCUUUGCGAAGGCCCUACCCAGUGUGGCGGCACAGCUCGCCGUCAACCGCAUCAACAAAGACCCCUCGCUUUCCUCUGCUGCCACGUUCGACUUUGUUGUGCUGCAGGAGCCAUGCGAGACAUCCAGGGCGCUAGAGAGGUUCAUAGGUUUUUACACCAAGGCGUCCGGGUACAUUGGACCUGCCAACCCCGGCUACUGUGACGCUGCUUCGAUGCUGAGCAAAGGCUGGAACAAAGCUUUGUUUCCUUGGGGUUGUGUUGGCUACGAGCUGGACGAUGUCCGGAGCCACCCAACCUUUGCGCGCUCCAUGCCAAGGCCCACCUGGGUGCUGCUCAGCAUCAUAAACUACUUCAGGUGGGCCCACGUCGCCAUCAUCUCUUCUUCAGAGGACAUCUGGGUGGAGACGGCCACCAAGGUCGCUGAUUCGUUGAGGAGCCACAGUCUGCCGGUCAGACUGGUCAGUAUUAUGGAGAACACACCUCACGGCAUCAGACGAACUCUGGCCAAGCUCCGCAAGAUGAGAGAAUUACGAGUCGUGAUCCUCUGCAUGCACUCUGCUCUGAUUGGCGGUGGAGCCCAGAAGCAGCUCUUGGAAACGGCCUACGACAUGCAGCUGAUCGACGGCUCCCUGGUCUUUGUGCCCUACGACACACUGCUCUACAGCCUGCCCCACCGCAACGUGACCUACCCAGCUCUGAAGAAGAACAGCAAGCUGCUUCGGGCCUACGACGCCGUGCUCACCAUCACCAUCAACUCACCUCAGAUCUCGUUCUAUGAGGCCUACAGAGAGGCCAUGGAGAGGGGGGAGGUUGCCAGGACGCUGAAGCCUCAGCAGGUGUCUCCACUCUUUGGCACCAUCUACAGCUCCGUCCUCUUCAUGGCUCAUGUAGUGCAUCGGGUUCGGGAAGCCGGGGAGUGGAUGUCAGGAGGAAACCUGGCAAGACACACCCGCAACCUGGACUUCCAGGGCUUCAGUCACCCCAUUAAAACCAACGGCUCUGGAGAAGCUCUGCUGGAAUACGUCAUUCUGGACACAGACGGAGUCUCCUGGGAGCUGAAGCCAACAUACAGGAUCGACAUGGACGUCGGUAUAGUGCAUUUCCUGGGUCGAGAAAUCCACUUUCCUCGUGGCCACGGACCCAGAAGGGACGCCUCCUGCUGGUUUACUCCUGGAGUCAUCUGCUCGGGGGGCUUGGAUCUGUUCUUGACCGUCAGCAUGUUCCUCGGAGCGAUGGCCGCCUCUAUUGUUGCGGUGGCGUUUAUUUACUGCGCCAGGCGCCGCAUCCAUCAGAUCCGGAUGGUUAAAGGUCCAAACAGGAUCCUGCUGACUCUGGCUGACGUCACGUUCAUCAACCCGUCGCUCAGCAACAAGAAGCUGAGUCUGGAUGACAGCAGGGCGAGCUGCAUGAGGAGCGUGUCUGACGUCACAUCGCCCGUCUCCAUCCAAUCCCCGGCCACCUACGAGAACUCCAACAUUGUCAUUUUUGAGGGUGACUGGGCGUGGCUGAAGAGACUUCCUGACGGGUCAUUCAGCAGAAUCACCCCCAAAACCAGCGAAGUGUUUGAGCUGAUGAAGGACAUGCGUCAUGAGAAUGUGAACCCUUUCCUCGGCUUCUUCCACGACUGCGGCGUGUUCGCCAUCGUGACGGAGUUCUGCUCCAGAGGAAGUCUGGAGGACCUGCUGCUGAACGACGACGUCAAACUUGACUGGAUGUUCAAGUCGUCGCUGGUGCUGGAUUUAAUUAAGGGUAUGAAGUACCUCCACCACCGUGGAGUGACCCACACUCGCCUGAAGUCUCGCAACUGUGUGGUGGAUGGCCGUUUUGUCCUGAAGGUCACAGACUACGGCUACAACGAGGUUCUGGAGGCUCAGAGGUUCCCCUACAUAGAACCACCUGCAGACGAGUUGCUGUGGACGGCUCCAGAGAUCCUGAGGGGUGGGCAACCGGAGCUUUACGGGACUCCGUCUGGAGACGUGUACAGCUUCGCCAUCAUCAUGCAGGAGGUGGUGGUCAGAGCGCCUCCGUUCUGCAUGAUGGACCUGUCCGCCACAGACAUUAUUGAGAAGCUGCGUAAACCACCUCCUCUGUGCCGCCCGCUGGUCAGUCCAGACUGCGCUCCGUUAGAGUGCAUCCAAUUGAUGAAACAGUGCUGGAACGAACAGCCGGACAAGAGGCCGGGCUUUGAUGAGAUCUUCGAUCAGUUUAAAAACAUUAACAAGGGAAGGAAGACCAACAUCAUAGACUCCAUGCUGAGGAUGCUGGAGCAGUACUCGUCUAACCUGGAGGAGCUGAUCAGAGAGCGGACGGAGGAGCUGGAGAUCGAGAAGCAGAAGACAGAGAAACUGCUGACUCAGAUGCUUCCUCCCUCUGUGGCCGAGGCCCUGAAGGUGGGUGGAGCAGUCGAACCGGAGCACUUUGACAGCGUGACACUUUACUUCAGCGACAUCGUCGGUUUCACCACCAUCUCAGCCAACAGCGAACCCAUCGAGGUGGUCGACCUGCUCAACGACCUUUACACGAUCUUUGACGCCAUCAUAGGAAACCACGACGUUUACAAGGUGGAGACAAUCGGGGACGCUUACAUGGUGGCAUCAGGUCUUCCCGUCCCGAACGACGAUCGCCACGCUGCAGAGAUAGCCAACAUGUCGCUGGACAUCCUAAGCGCUGUGGGAAGCUUUAAAAUGAGACACAUGCCCGACGUUCCUGUCAGGAUACGAAUUGGACUGCACACAGGUCCGUGUGUAGCAGGCGUGGUCGGUCUCACGAUGCCUCGUUACUGUCUGUUCGGAGACACCGUAACCACCGCGUCCCGUAUGGAGUCCAGCGGGUUGCCGUACAGGAUCCACGUCCACCAGAGUACAGUGCAGGUCCUGCGGGAACUGAAUCUGGGCUACAAGGUCGAGUUGAGGGGCAAGACAGAAACCAAGGGAAAAGGAGUGGAGGAGACGUACUGGCUUGUAGGGAGAGAGGGAUUUAAUAAACCACUUCCUGUCCCUCCAGAGGUCAAGUCCGGGCAAAUGGCCCAUGGGCUGCAGAUGGCCGAGAUAGCGCAGUACAAGAAACGGAAAGCCGAGAGGCAACAGCAGGAACAGCUUGCAAAGAAGAAAAACUGAGGUAAUGUUAUGCAUUAUACAAAACAAUGUGUAACAUUACUGGCUCUGUUGGCUACGUGACGCCUGUUAGCACCGACUGUCUCACGCUGUCGCUGCAGUUUGUUUGCAUUUUGCUGCAUCUUGAACAAGUUCAGGUUUCUGGGUUUGUGUGCAGUAAUGGGCUUUAAUUUUGAAUAUACAUGCAAAUGUUUGAAUUUCAAAAUAAAAUGUAACCCUCUGAACCUGGUGGUGGGCUUGAAAAGGAUGUUUUCUUCAGUUCAAUAUGUAUAGCAUGUGGAGACCUGAUUUUUUAACAAUAUUCAUGACACGCAUGGGCACUUAGAAAAGUGUAUAUAUAAAUUCCAUUUUAUUAAAAAAAUUUAAAAAUAAUUUAUCGGAGAAACUCAACUUCUUUCUGUCAUUAUAACUGUUAUUCUGCACAAAAGGCAUGUUUGAGUUGUCCCCACUUCUAGCCAUGAUUGUGCUGAUUCCAUAGAGCUGCAGGACUUAUAGAUUUAU